Messenger RNA from Amoebophrya sp. A25, 436 nucleotides. NCBI's taxonomy places the organism in Eukaryota, Dinophyceae, Syndiniales, Amoebophryaceae. The record is from the annotation of a GenBank genome assembly.
CAUCGACAAGAAAACGCACAGACUACGUGUCUUCUGCAACACAGCGGGAACGCCAUUUCGCUAUGUGACGAUCCAAAGACACGCGUUGCCCGAUGAGCAAUAUUUGGGAACGAAUGGGGCUGGGGGAAUUGCAGUUAUGUUGAUCUUCUGUGUGUAUGAGUAUGUGUACUAAAGUGUAUGCAGACUGAAAUAACCCUACGGUUGUCAGGCAAGACGAUUUCAGGUACACACACAUGACAUGCGUACUAUAGACGCUAAAGAAGUGGCGCACUAUCGCUAGCUUUAGUGCUAGAUCCCGAUUGCGAUUGUGCUACAAACUAACUAAACUACCCAACAACAACUCUUCAUCUUCUUCUGCAUCCCACCACCACCACCACCACCACCACCUUUCAUAUCCCCAUCAACAACGCAAUCGCCAGACGGCACGUCAUCGCAG